Cuscuta epithymum is the source of this 1094-nucleotide messenger RNA. The record is from the annotation of a GenBank genome assembly. Lineage: Eukaryota; Viridiplantae; Streptophyta; Magnoliopsida; Solanales; Convolvulaceae.
GGGAGGCACUGUAUAAAUUUAGGGAGUUGGGACCGUCUUGUUCGUUUGGUGAUAAAGCUGCGUGUAACUGAGAACUCGAGGAGCUCUCGUCUCGUUUCUGUCUGUCCAGGAAGUGGGAGAAAAAUGAAGGGCGUGCUCAAAGCCCGAUAUGAAAUGGACAAAAUGACGGCCACCUCCACCGUGUCCGUCAGGUCCGGCGACAUCAAUCUUCGCGCUACUAUGACUGACGCCACCCUGCUCAACGGCCCCUCUCUGAACGGUUUAGCUUUUGCAGUCGAAAAGCCUGGCUCUUUCAUCAUCGACUACAACGUCCCCAAAAAGGACCUUAGGUUUCAAUUCAUGAAUACAGUUAGGGUUUUGGAGAAGCCUUUGAAUUUGAACUACGUCCACUUUAAAGGAGAUAACCGGACAGUCUUGAAUGGGACUUUGGUUUUGGAUCCGGCUAACAAGGUUUCAGCUAAUCACACGAUUGGGUCUGGAAACUGUAAGCUGAAGUAUACUUUUCUGCAUAAGGGACUAACCACCUUUGAGCCGAGCUACGAUUUCGCCAAGAAUGAGUGGGAUUUUUCUAUGUCGAAGAGAGUAUACGGUGAUGAUGUGCUGAAGGCUGUGUACCAGCCGUCUAGCAAGAAUGUGACCCUUGAAUGGUCCAGGAGCUCAAAGUUGAAUGGCUCUUUUAAGGUUUUUGCAUCUCUUAAUCUGGCAGAUGAUCAUAAAAUGCCAAAGCUGAGUGCUGAGACCACAUGGGACUUUGAAAUGUGAUACUUCUCUAUUUCACGCCUCUUCAUUUUUCCUCCAAUUAUACGAAUAUAUAUCCAUAGACUCGUAGUGGCUAUAUUUUGGCCGGCUUGUACUGACACUCAAAAUGUCUGAAAGAGUAUUUGUGUCCUGGUCUCCUGGAGAUUCCCCAAAUUUUAGAUUCUAAAUGUUGUUUGUUCAUGCAAAUAGGGCAUUUUUAUAUUCGCUACAAAUAACCAGGACAGCCUAGCAAGCCACGCUUUUCUUGGGCCUCUUGGCUUCAAGUUUUUUUCCUUUGCACCGAGGUUCUUUACAACUUAAGUUUUUAGAGAAGGUACUACGUAUUAUUUUGUGCC